Messenger RNA from Labrus mixtus (cuckoo wrasse), 4468 nucleotides. RefSeq names its product CUB domain containing protein 1b (gene cdcp1b). The record is from RefSeq and is a predicted model, not a curated record. The transcript has 14 exons. Bases 145 to 3768 code for a protein of 1207 amino acids. Lineage: Eukaryota; Metazoa; Chordata; Actinopteri; Labriformes; Labridae.
GGGUGAAUACGGAGGGCUCUUCCUCACCUCCUCCUCACCCGUCAAGUUGGGGCAGGUAACCCGUAACGUCUGCGCACCACGCCCUGCGCACAGGUAACGCGGAGCAGGAAGUGGCUGUCAGCGACGCUGCUGCUUUGAAAGAAAAUGCGUGUUCUUAACACCUGCGCGCUCCUGGGACUUGUUCUUUUGGCCGUCUUCGACUCAUCAGAAUGCGUACAGACGUCGGUCCAACCAGACAAAGGCUCGACGGUGACGUUGUCCUCACAGCUGCCUUUAGAUCAAUGUUUGGUGUGUACGGUCAGCGGGGUGAAUGACACACACACCUGCCACUCGUCUCUGUCUCUGGUCCCCGAGGAGGAGGUCAAACUGCUGUUAGACUGCCCCCAGCCCGUCGAGCAGGCCUACAAUGUGACGAUCUCUCGGACAAUUGAGUGCACUAAGGAUGCCUGCAGCCCCGCAACAGUCCAAACUCAACCCUCCAUCCUCUCAGAGCUCACCAGGACCUUCACCUGGGAACUGAAGGCACCUGAGAAGACAGUUGUGAGUCUGGACAUCCUCGGCGAUGGACUGAUGGAGGCGUCACAACCAUGUCCCGAUGGAUUUCAGUAUUUGGUGACCACACCCCAAACAAACGGCAGAAGCCAGACUGAAUAUUGUCGAGGUGGUUCUGUGACUCGUCUCGACCUUCCAAGUGAAGCUGUUGUGUCUCUGCGAGUCAAACCAAAGGCUCAGGUUGAAUCUGUGCUGUUCCAGGCCUCUGCAGGACCACUGAAGGGCAGAACAAUGGUCUUAUCUGUUGGUCCCAGCACGACUGUGAUCCUGAGCCGGGAUCCCAAUGAAGCAGAAUGUGAAGUGUGCUCUGUGGACGGCUCCAGUCCAAACUGCAGCCCUACAGAGAAGACUCUGACUAAUGUUGAAGCGCUCUCUCUUGAGUUCGGCUGUUUGAAACCUCAGGAUGUGUACAGUGUGAAGAUGAACAAGAAAAUAGCAUGCACACAGAGCUCCUGCACUCAUGCUGCAGGAGAUGUUGAACCCAACCUCUUCAGAGACUUUAAAAGAUCCAUCACAUGGGACAUCAGUGUACCAGAGAGGACUAUAUUAUCCUUGGACUUCCCUGGUGACGGAUUAAAGGAGAUGUCUGGAGCAGAAAGUUGCCAAGAUGGGUUUCAGUACUCAGUGAUUACAACUAGAAGUGACGGAACAAUCAAAACCAAAAACUACUGUAAAGGCGGCGCAGUGUCUCACCUGGAGCUGCUCGGAGCGACAACUGUGGCUGCAGAGGCGCCAAAAGAUGGAGAGCUGGACUCAUCCGCCUUCACUGUCAAAGUAACACCAAGAGGUGGCAGAAUGAUGUAUGUGAUGCCGGAUCCUAACACCAUGAUCAUCAUCAGAAAGAUGAGUGACGAGCCUGAGUGCAGCGUGUGUGAGAAGAAAGAGCCUUCAUCGAUAUGCCAUCCAAGAGAGCUGACGCUGAACGUUCCUGGCAACACCUCUGUGGAGUUUACCUGUCCACAGCCUGAGGAUGUCUUCAGUGUGGAGAUCAACAGAGAAAUUGACUGCACGGAGACCUCCUGCUCAGGUGACAUCGUUCAGGCAGAGUCCUCACUCUUCCCGGACUUUAACCGAACCUUCACCUGGGAUCUGAAAGUCGUCUCCACUCGGGCCUUCCAGCUGGACUUCCCAGAAGUGGGCAUGCAGCAGAUUCCCAAAGAGGAGACCUGUCCGGACGGGCACACGUACUCUCUUGUUACUUAUUUCCGAGGCCCAGCAACCAUUGGUGUCUUUUGCAAAGGAGGAACUGUGACCACCAUCCUGGCUCGGUACAAAGGCCGUAUGUCCUUACAGGUACCUGGAGACAGAAAGCUGGAUCCUGUCAACUUUAAACUCAAAGUUGGGCCUGAGACCAAUAUGCUGGCCAUAGUGAAAGUCAACCUACCAAGAGGUGUAUCAGACACUAACUUCAUCACACCAAACUAUCCCGAUGAGUUCCCCGACAAGCAGCAGGUGCAGUGGGACUUCACGGUGCCCGGCAUGCACAACUACACGAUGCGCUUUAGUGACCACACGGCUCCAGAGUGCCUCAGCGAAGACGUAGAGGUGGAGUACCAGAAAGAGGGCAAGAAGGUGACCAAACUGACUCUGACGGAUCCUCAGCCCAAACAUCAACAGGGCAACUUCAACAUGGUGCUGAAGAACUGUGAAACCAACAAGACGCUGCAGGGACUUACCCUGAACUACAGAGUGUCUUUAAUGAGGAGUGGACAUCCAGUCCUGUGCACAGUGGAUCUGACUAAGCACAAAGGAGUGUCCCUGCAGAUAGAGAAAGUUGGUUCUGAUCCCUAUUGUGAGAUGAGCAUUGACUCAAAGGUUGAAGAGAAGAUACAUGUGGCUGCAGGCACCAAGGCCGGCCUGUCGUUCCUCGACUGCCCAAAUGAAGAAAUGCGGCUGACUGCCACUAAAGUUAUUGGUUGUCAAAACAUGGCGUCGUGUUCUUCCACUCUCCUCACGGUUCCCAAACUGGAUUCUUGUCUACAGAUGCCCCUUCACAGCUUCACCUGGCACAUCAACCCCCCCGAGGACGGCACGGUGGAUCUGGUAUCGCCCACAGGGAGUCUCCGACAGUCGCUGCCCGGCCAGGAGUGCAAUCAGUCGCUCUCCCUGCAUGUGUUGGAGGGCCACGGGUUUCCUGUCGGAGACUUCUGCUUUGACGGAGCCAUCCCCAAAGUUCAGGUGCACUCCAACGUCUCCGUCACAGCCACAGUCCCAGACUUCAGCAAGACCAGCGGACCUUUUCUCAACGUCAGCUACAGUGAGGAGGUCCAAGAGACCAUCAUUUACAAUAUAAAUCCGACGAUGUCGUCUCCGACCCUGCUGGCUACCCCCAACUGGCCUGGGGGCAUGAGGCCUUCAGCCACUCUGUCCUGGAUCGUCAAUGUCCCGAGCGGCUACAAAGCACACCUGCAGUUUGUCAACGUCAGCCAGCCCAAAUGCAAAGACAAGCACACCUCCAUCGGGGUGAAGAAGCUGGGGGUGGAGGAGGAGAUGUUUAGCCGCAGGGAGGACGAGCAGUUGGAGGACAAGCUGCUUGUGGAUCAGAGUUUCUACCUCAACAUGUCCAACUGUAUUCCAGAGGAAGGAGACUUUGGUGCAGUGACCAAAAUCGUUCUUGAGAAGUCAUCCAAUUUGUUGGCCAUUCUCCUGGGGAUAGCAGGAGCUCUCUUACUUUUGCUCACAGUGCUGGCUGUUGUGGGCUUCAUUACAAAAAAGAGGAAGAAAGACAAGAUGAAAAAGGAGGCGGCCAUCUACAUGGGCAAAGGGAACAUCUUCCGCCCAGGUGACAGGCACUUUAGCAAAAGCCGGUCUGACAACGAAUCUCAUGUCUACACUUCAAUUGAUGAGACGAUGGUGUACGGCCACCUGCUGGCUGACGCCACCAACUCGGACAGCAUCCAGGAUCAUUACAAAGGCAUGCAGGUGGACUCUUAUCAAACAUUUACUGGCCCCACUGAUGGAGAACUGCCUGUUAUCAAUGAGCCGGAUAACGAGCCCGAGAUGGACCAUUUCAACACAUUCCUGAACCCUUCAGAGACUUUCAUCCCGUCUCGCCCGCGCACUCCCAUUGAGCGGCAGGACAGCCUCGGCUUCCAGGACCGCAGAAUGAUGGACAAUGAGCUGUACACGUUCAAGAGCACAGGUGAUAUGAACACUAUCCAGCUCUCUGCUGCUCACAUGGAUCCACAGCCAACGAUAACAGAAGAUUCCCUGUAGUGUGUUAGGACUGUAAUCGCACGAUGGACCGCUGUUACUGAAUUCUUGUUUGAGCACCAGGUAUCCCUGGACUCUCCACAUGUGAACUUCUGUGCCUCGAUAAUACUCAGGGAAAGAGAGUUCAUGGAGCUCCUGAAUGUAUGAUGUGUACAUUGUCUUGUCAAAAUCAGUAAUUUCUGAGGGAUUAAGAGUAGAAGCUGUGAUCUUUUCAAAGAAGUCUGGUAAUUUGGGAGAUGUUUGCGCCCUGCUGAGAGCCCGAUGAGAAUAUUAUAGAAGUUUGAUAACAUGUUUUUAACUCAACCUUGGGGGUAGGCUACUACUUGUAGAUGGUUUGUGUUAGUUUUUCAGGUACAGGCUAACUGUUGUCCCCUGUUUCUUGGCUUCACUUACUGAUAAGCUAACCGACAUUUCGCUGUAGCCUACUCCGCAAACAUUGGUCAUUGGUCAACAUUGGUCCAGCUUUUCAUCUACGUCUUUGUAAGAAAGCAACAUAAAUGUCUUAGUAUUUCUUUCAAAUUUAAUUGGUUUAGUUUUAUUAAAUUGAUGCACACAUGUGGCAUGAUUCAGGCGCAAGGGGGGAAAAGGUGCAAGUACCUUUUGGUCCAUGUUUUAAAAGUGUUUUUAUAUUGUUUACUAGUUGUGUGUUUUUACAUUACCUGUAAAUACAUUUUUGUUUUUGCAAUAAAUUUUAGAAAAAUUA